ACAUCGCAUACCCUUCGCUGCCAAAUUCUUUUAAAAGGCCAUCCUUCCACACUUUCGCCACUACUCAGAAUACCGUCGCUUACCACCACCAUCGACAAGAAAUUAAAUCGACUACACAACCAUCGCAGCCAGAACAUCACCAUCAUGAACGGCAACUUCUUUGACCCCUUAGGUGAAUGGGAAGACAGAAACACAGUCUAUACUCUCGUCGUCCACAUCCCUUCGCGCCCACCACGCCGCUACGUCCCCCAAGUUCACGCCACCCCUGCGCCCCAGGACAAAUCUAAAUACGACUGCUUGAAGCACAGCGACCUCAAAGACAUGAAGAAGGAAACCAUUAAGAUUAAGAGUCACGAUUUCCCGUGGCAGCUGCGCUGCCAGCAUGUUCGCUGGAAGACAGAGUGUAAGGAGGGGUGCUAUGUGCGGGAGAAGGGGGGCGACAUUGCUAGGUCGACCUGUAAGAGGGCAGAUUGCGAGGGGCAUGUGUAUAUGGGCAGUGUGAAAGGGAAGGUGUCCGACGACGGGGAGGCGUGUUCCGAGAAGGUGUCCGACGACAGGGUGGCAUGCUUCGGGAAGAAAGGGGAGAGGCUGGUGUGUUUGGGGUAGUGGAAGACGGUGCGUAGAUUGGGGGUAACCCUAACUUGGUAGCGUAAAUGUUCAAUUAAGUGGAGACUGUGCCUUGACAGUACGAAAGUAGGAGGGAGGAUUUGACUCACGCGCGCCUCGGCGCAUAUUAUUACCCUCUAUCGAGAUCGGGCAGCAGCCACAGAAGGAGAAGGUGUAGGUUCAGGCUAUAGCCUAUGUCCAGAUAGAGAUGGAAGACCUAGUCGUGAAUGCUGACUUGCAAACGGUGAAUUUGAUUGGGAGACCUGUGUGAGUGCUAUGAACCGCGACGUC
Messenger RNA from Trematosphaeria pertusa, 897 nucleotides. RefSeq lists its product as uncharacterized. The record is from RefSeq and is a predicted model, not a curated record. NCBI's taxonomy places the organism in Eukaryota, Fungi, Ascomycota, Dothideomycetes, Pleosporales, Trematosphaeriaceae. The transcript has a single exon. Bases 145 to 606 code for a protein of 153 amino acids.